GAUGGUGAUCAACCAACAGCUGAUACCUAUCAAAAUAUUUGUUGUUCAUUUCACUUUCUAGAAUGGAGCUUUCGUUGUUUUAAAAGAAUGAAUUUCGAAAUUGUUUUACUUUCCAGGGUAUUAGUGAUGCAUACUCAAAUUGAGAAUGUUGAAUGAAUAUAAUAUGUAAGAACAAUCAAGUCCUUGAAAUAAUUCAAAAUGACUUUUAAUCAUGAGAAAAUCUUGAAUGUUUUGAAAACUUCUUUGAACAAAAUUGCUAAGAAAGAAUUAUUGCUAAGUAUUACGAGAAAGGAUUUAUCACAGUAUAUUGAAAAAGUUAAUUUAUUGAAGAAUUCUAAUAGUAUUAUAAAGAAUUUGAAGUUCUCCACAGCCUCUUUGAGGUCUACUCCCCCAAAAGAAGAUGAGGCAGAUUCAGAAACAAUUCCAAAGCUCGAAGAAAAUUCUCCCAACAUAAAUCACAUAUUGACCACUUCACAAUGGAAAACCGAAAUAUCAAAGCCUCUUGUUCUAUCUCAAAUUAAGCAUAUUCUUGCGUCCAUUGAGGAGGCUCAAACCGACUCUUCUUUCCAAGCUAGAGUAGGAGCCUUCAUAACAUAUAUCUAUAAAGUACCAGGUGCACGUAUUAUUUCUGUAAAGGAGGGGGCUCUACGUGUUUUAUUGAAUGCUCGAGAAAGAUUCAAGGACAAAGAUCUUGGGCCUAUUCGGGAGGCUUUGGCACUUUUAGGGUACACUGAUCCUGUGCCAGGAAAGGGUAUUCGAAUUCUCAGUAUUGACGGAGGCGGUAUAAGAGGAUUGCUAGUAUUAGAGAUGUUGAAGAAACUGGAAGAAUUAACUGGAAAAAGAAUAUAUGAGUUAUUUGACCUAAUUUGUGGUACAAGCACAGGCGCUAUUCUAACUUUUUCAAUGGGCAUCCACCAUAAGUCGAUGGAUGAAAUUGCAGAAGUCUAUCUAAAGAUAAGCAACGAAGUAUUCAAACAAUCCUCUUUAUGGGGUACAGGAAACCUUGUUUGGACUCAGUCUUUUUACAGUACUCCUCUUUGGGAAAAAAAUCUCAAGACAUAUCUUGGUGAUUUCCGGCUGAUCCAAACCGCUCGUGACCCUUUGUGUCCAAAGCUAUGUGCAGUAUCGGCUGUUGUGAAUCAGUCUCACCUGUCAGCAUACCUCUUUAGAAAUUAUUCAUUGCCAUGGAAAGUACACUCUGAGUAUUUGGGAAGCAGUAACCAUUUAGUAUGGGAGGCAGCUAGAGCAUCAGCAGCUGCCCCAACUUAUUUUGAAGAAUUUAAGUUGGGCGAUUAUAUACAUCAGGAUGGGGGAAUUUUAGCUAACAAUCCUACGGCAAUUGCCAUUCAUGAAGCGAAACUUCUGUGGCCUAACCAUCCUAUUCAAUGUGUUGUAUCGUUUGGUACUGGUAGAACGGUACCAUACAGAGCUAAGAAUGCACCUUGUGACCCAUCAGUUAAUACAACUUGGAAAAACAAAUUUAUGAAAAUUGUUGAUAGUGCAACUGAUACAGAAGGUAUACAUACAAUAUUGAGUGACCUUCUACCAGACAAUGUUUACUACAGAUUCAAUCCAUAUUUAGUAGAAAUGAUAAGUAUGGUUGAAAUUGAGGAACAAAAACUAGAGCAAAUGAAGAGGGAUGCAAUAAUGUAUUUGAGGAGGAACGAAGAUAAAUUUAUUGCCGCAGCAAAGGCUUUAUCGGAACCAAAGAGCUAUUUUCAGAAACAAUCUGAUUGGUUAAGAAUUAAAAGAGAUCUAUAUGGAUUUUGAAGAUAUUGAAUGUACAUACCUAUCUAAUGUUUUUUAUACCACAAAAGUAAAAACUGUGCAUAAUGAUGAUGAGCAAUCAUGUAAGAAUUGUUAUAUUUUAUCGAUGUAAUAUAUUAUAUAUUUGAAUCUUUCCAA
This is a messenger RNA of Coccinella septempunctata (seven-spotted ladybird), 1905 nucleotides long. RefSeq names its product calcium-independent phospholipase A2-gamma-like. Gene Ontology annotation, biological process: arachidonate metabolic process. The transcript is spliced from 7 exons. Bases 199 to 1770 code for a protein of 523 amino acids. The record is from RefSeq and is a predicted model, not a curated record. Gene Ontology annotation, cellular component: membrane. Lineage: Eukaryota; Metazoa; Arthropoda; Insecta; Coleoptera; Coccinellidae.